Sceloporus undulatus (fence lizard) is the source of this 4750-nucleotide messenger RNA. Its product is annotated as RING finger protein 145-like. The coding region runs from base 1464 to 3839 and encodes 791 amino acids. The record is from RefSeq and is a predicted model, not a curated record. Gene Ontology annotation, molecular function: ubiquitin protein ligase activity; zinc ion binding. The transcript has 10 exons. Gene Ontology annotation, cellular component: endomembrane system; endoplasmic reticulum. Lineage: Eukaryota; Metazoa; Chordata; Lepidosauria; Squamata; Phrynosomatidae.
CUCAAACAAGAUGGCCGCCUUGGCUUCACUGGUGAGGGAUUCCGUUGUUUCAAGGGGCGGAGGAGGAAGAGGAAGAGUGUGAGGGAAAGUGAAAGUUGGGGGUUUGGGAGAGGAAGAGACCAGGAAGGGGAGCGACUGGUAGGGAAGGCUGCCCCCCAUUCCCUUUCUCAGCUAUCCUCUCUCUCUUUCCCUAGAUAGACCCUCUUCCCUCAAACCCUGGGACCCCUAAGACCCCAGACUGACUCUUACCAUUUCAACCCCCCACCCCACCCAUAACUGAGGCUGCCCUUGGGGAAGAAGGAGGUUCAAACCAUCCCUAACCCCUUCCUCAUAACUUACAAUCUAUCCCUGACCUUUUCCCUAAUGCUCAAAAGCCCCCCCCCAAGCACAACCCCCUCCCCAAAUUUCUUGUUAGAAACCUGGCUGCUUAGAUACUCCCCAAUCCCCCUCAGUUUUUAUUUUUUAAACUAUCCCCUUCCAACCUCUGAAUCCCCCUCCCCAAAAUCUGUUCCCCCCCUCCAAAAAUUAUUGACAUGAAUGGCUGUGCAACCCCCCCCCAUUGAAAUCGUGCUCCCAUUACAUGCCUCUCCCCAUUAAAUUCCCCCAUAAACGACUUUUCCCACUAAUUCCCCCCCAAAACAUUAAAAUCCUGUCUCCAUUAAAUCCCAUUCCCCAUUAAAUUCCCUACGAAAUGCCUUCGCCCAUUACAUUCCCCACUGAUUCUCCCCAAAUAAUUGAAAUCCUGUCCCCAUUACAUGCCUUUCCCCAUUAAAUUCCCCUUUAAAUGACUUCCCCAUUAAAUUUCCCACUAAUUUACCCCCCAAAAUUAAAAUCCUUUCCCCAUUAAAUCCCAUUCCUUAUUAAAUUCUCUACUAAAUGCCUUCUUCUGUUACAUUCCCUACUAAUUCCUCCCACAAAACCCUGAAAUCCUGCCCCCAUUAAAAGUCUUUUCCCAUUAAAUUCCCUACUAAUUCCCUGCCCAAAAUUGAAAUCCUGCCCCCAUUAAAUCCCAUUCACCAUUAAAUUCCCUACUAAAUGCUUUUCCCCAUUGAAUUCCAUACUAAUCUCAUCUCCCCAAAUAAUUGAAAUCCUGCCUCCCAUUAAAUCCUUUACCCAUUAAUUUCCCCACUCAAUGCCUUUCCUGAUAGAUCUGGACCACUCCAUUUUCCAUUUUCUGAUCUUUUGAAGCCCCCAGCCACAUUUUCUUGUAAAUCCCCCCCCCUUUUUUUUUAAUUUUUUUUUUAUUUUCUUUAAGAAUUAUUUUCUGGUGCUUGUUUCCUCUCCUUAAAAAUCUGCUCCUUUCCUGACCUAAGGCAAUAGCCCUUGCAAAGGGGAGGGGUGGGUGUCCUUUUGGGGGAGGGAGACCCCCCGCUGUUCUUUCUUAGAGCUGGUGGGUUAGGGGCUAGAAAGGAAAGAGGGACAGGUUGCUGGUGCUGGGGAGGAUUUGAACCCAGGGCUCAGCCAUGCCCUCCAGGCUGGAGAAGUUGGCCAACGUGGUCCUUCGGGUGCCUAGCAUCGUCAUCCUGGAUUUACUCUACCGGUGGGACGUCCAGGCCUUCGCUGAGCUGAUGCGCCCCAAGUCCCCGCAGUCUUACAUGCAGAAGCAUCACCUGUGGAACAUCUACUAUGCAGGCCACAUGGUGUGUGUGGUGGUUUUGCUUCUCCCCGUCCGGUCCCUUGUGAAGUUGUACCUCUACCUCCUGGCAGUUAUGCUGCUUUAUGUGGGCCACCAAACAGCCUGGGAUUACAUCCGUCAUGAGAUGGAACGUGAAUUCUAUGGUGCUGUAUACCAGGAUCCCAUUGCACUGGGCCGCUUUGCUACCGCACUCACAAGCCAGGUCAUCGUGGUCACCCUCUGUGCCCUCCUGCUGCGGACUAAGCAGGUGUGGCGCUUCUCUGCCCCGCUACUCCCCUUGGCUGCCCGCCUCUGCUGUCUGCCACUCCAAAUCCUGCCCACCGUCAACACCUUUGCAUCUGUCCUGACUACCCUGGAAGUUCUCUACGUCAUUGUUUCUGGCUUGUCGCUGCCGUUCCAGUUGGCGACUGCAGCCUUCAGGGAAAUCACUCAGGCACUGGAGGUAUACCAUCUGGUCACACUGGGAAUGUCACUCUGGAGGCAGCUGGCCGUCCCACUCUUGUUCCUGGUCUUCUGGCUGGCUUUGUUCACCCUGCAGAUUUACGCCUUGGCUUCUUCCUCUUCUGGAAACCUUUUAUCCCACCAGGGGUUGAUCUUCGUCUUCCUCAGCAGUGUGGCGGAGUGCUGCAGCACACCUUACUCCCUCGUCGGGCUGACAUUCACCAUCUCCUACCUGGCCCUGGGACUUCUCAAGUUGUGCAAGUUCUACCUGGCAGGCUACGGCGCCUUUCAGAAUGGCAAUGUGAUGCACAGGGGUGUGACUGAAGGGGUGACCUUGCUACUGCUGGCUUUGCAGACAGGCCUGCUAGACCUUCAGCUCCUCCAGAGGACCUUCCUCCUCAGCAUCAUCCUUUUCAUUGUGGUGACCUCCACCUUGCAGUCCAUGAUCGAAAUAGCCGACCCCAUCGUGCUGGGCCUGGGGGCUUCACGGAACAGGAGUUUCUGGAAGCACUUCCGUGGGGUCAGCAUGUGUCUCUUCCUUUUGGUUUUCCCUGGUUUCAUGGCCUAUAAGAUUGCCCAUUUCUUCCACAUGGACUUCUGGCUCCUGAUCCUUGUCUCAAGCUGCAUGCUGACCUCACUGCAGGUUAUGGGGACUCUCUUCAUCUACGGCCUCUUCAUCAUCGAGCUCUUCCAGGACACCCCAAUGGAGAAGAUGGACGAGAUCAUAUACUACGUCAAUGCCAUCAGCCGAGUGCUGGAGUUUCUGGUGGCCGUUUGUGUGGUGGCCUAUGGCUCCUGGGAGUCCAUCUUUGGGGAGUGGAGCUGGAUGGGAGCCUCAGUCAUCAUCAUUCACUGCUACUUCAACGUAUGGCUGAGGGCCCAAUCAGGCUGGAAGAGUUUUCUGCUCCGCCGAGAGGCAGCCAAGAAGAUCAGCUUGCUGCCAGGGGCCACCAGAGAACAGCUGGAGAACCAUGAUGAUGUGUGUGCCAUUUGUUUCCAGGAGAUGACCCUCGCUGUGGUCAUGCAGUGCGGCCAUUUUUUCCAUGGGGCUUGUUUACGUAAAUGGUUCUAUGUACAGGACACCUGCCCUCUUUGCCACCAGCCGGUCAAACCCUUGGCCAACCCCGAGAAUCCCGGAAGCCAAGCUGGAACACAAGUAGCGGAGCCUGGGCCAGAGGCAGGGGAGAUUCCUGACCAUGAAGAUGGUGAACCAGUUGCUCACAAUAGCCCAGAAUGCUCUGAGGUUGGCAGGACUGCAGAGGCUGUGGAGACCUAUAGUGGAGACCUGAAAGACUCCUACUUGGCAGGGCCAGAAGGGGAAGACCUGCAGCAGUGCAGCAGUGGCAGCAUGGGAGAGAAUGUCCCUGGACACACCUCUCCCUCAGAAGAAGUGGAAACAUCUGCUACAGCUGCAAAAUGUGUCCAUGGACCCACUAGGUUGGAUGCCCACGUUGCUGCAGAAACCCCACAGGAACAGAAUUUGGGAAGCUCAUUUAGCAGCUCAGAAGAGCCCUCGAACCUGGAGCAGAGCCCUCCUGGUAGCAGCACUCUCCCAAGAGGGUUUGGGUCACUUUCUACCCAAGCAGAGAGUGGAUCUUGUCUCGGAGUCCCUCCAGCGUUCCUAGCCAAGGGCCAUUGUGAAGGUCUUGAGAAACCUGCCCUACACCUGGUUUCAGAUUACCCUUUUAUGGUACCAGAGAGCCAAGAGGACAUUUUGAGUGAGACCCAGGGACCCAAUGGUCAUCAGGACCUUGAGUCAUGAGGACAGUAUGGAUUCUGGGGCCUCCUCUUCCCUGCUUUUGCUGUCCUCCUGAUCCCCCAAAACCAGCUGAAUCUACCAGUUCUUCUUUCUGUUUCUAGGGAAGUAGACAGCCACACUUAGGGCAGAAAUUAUUUCCUUUGUAUACAGAGGAAAGUGUUCCUCCUCCCAUUCUCAUCUAUGGCUGAAAGCAAAGAAGGCACCCUUUCUGGAGCAUUGAGGGUCCCAUCUUCCUCUCCUCCAAACAGUCUUGUGUUGUUCUCUUAGGACUCCCACGGUACUCAGGAGACUUGGGCACCUUCUGCUCAAUUGGAGCUGCAAGGACUCUUCUCAGAAUAGUUUCUCCACUCUUUAAAUGGUUGCGCUGGCCGCAACAUGGGCACAUGAAAGCAGGAUGUUUUGAGAGAGAGGUCUGAAACUCAACAGUGGCAGGAGCCUUGUUUCAAAAGGAUAGCAGGCCUGUGUCCUAGAGUUUGGGGUUCUUCUGCCUGCCACCUGUUGGCCACUUCUGACCUUCAGUACAGGUUGAGAAUUGGGCCACCCUCCAGAGGUUGCAUUUUCAGGUCCCAACAGCCAUAUCCUGUGGCUAAGAAUGCCGUGAGUUGCAGUUUGAUAACAUCUAGAAAGCUGGAUCUUACCUGCCUGAACAGGUGUAUGAAACGUUUGAGGUGUUGCCUCCUGCCCAGGUGAGAGAACUUUGCAAGAUUUUUUCCAAGGCUGGUGUGAAACUCUGAAGAGACAAUGGCUCCCUCAUGCAAACAGGUUUGCGCUGCUGUAGAAUCUAUAGCGCAUUGGUACAUUGUUGGCCUAUUUUGUGUUGAAGUGGUUGCUUCACAAGAUGGUGUGGCCAGUCAGGGCCAGAGCUGAUGGCCUGUGAGCCAAAUAAAGGAAGCAAACAAAUAUCUUUUAAAUAA